Dictyostelium purpureum is the source of this 807-nucleotide messenger RNA. RefSeq names its product rapC, RAS family GTPase (gene rapC). Lineage: Eukaryota; Evosea; Eumycetozoa; Dictyosteliales; Dictyosteliaceae. Bases 1 to 807 code for a protein of 268 amino acids. The record is from RefSeq and is a predicted model, not a curated record. Gene Ontology annotation, molecular function: GDP binding; GTP binding; GTPase activity. The transcript is spliced from 2 exons. Gene Ontology annotation, biological process: signal transduction. Gene Ontology annotation, cellular component: plasma membrane.
AUGCAAACUUUUAAAAUUGUAACAUUGGGUGCAAGUGGUACCGGUAAAACUUCAUUAACUGUUAGAUUUGUUAAUGGUGAUUUUAUAGAAAGUUAUGACCCAACAAUUGAGGAUUUAUAUAGAAAAGUUAUCGAAACUAAUAAAGGUGAAAACUGUGUAUUAGAAAUUAUGGAUACAUCUGGUACAGAAAGAUUCCUUGCAAUGAGAGAUUUAUAUAUUAGAAAUGCACAGGCUUUUGUAUUGGUUUAUUCAAUUACAUCAAGAGUUAGUUUUAUAGAAUUAGAAAAUAUUAAAAAUUAUAUUUGUCAAGUUAAAGAGAAAUCAGUUUCACAAAUUCCAAUCGUCGUCUUGGGUAAUAAAUGUGAUUUAGAAGAGAACCGUGCUGUUUUCCCAGAAGAAGUCGAGGCUUUAAUAAAGAGAUGGGGAUCUGGUGAAUUCAUGGAAACCUCAGCAAGGAUUGAUAUGAAUAUUCAAAGUGCUUUCGACCAAUUGGUAAAACAAUUGUUCAUUAAACAAACUGAAAAACCAUCUAGUAAAAAAGAAAAGAAAUCCAACUUAUCUUUAAUUAGUAGCAGUAACAGUACCACUUCUAUUGCCAGCAGCAGCAGCUUAAGUAGUAUAUCCAGUAGUGUUAGUUCAUCUAAUCUUAGCUCUAGUGGAAAUAACCAAUCUAAAGAGAAUAUAUCAAAUAGUUACAGCAAAGAGAAUGUACAAAGAACCAGCAGUAUAAAUAAUUUUAAUAAGAUUAAAACUUUAAAAAAGAAAAAAGGUGCCUCGCCCAAAGAAACUAAAUGUUCGAUAAUGUAA